AUGCCGUUGAGUGCAUUUUUAGUUUCAUUAAUUAGUGGUGCAGCUGCAGGCACAUCAACUGAUAUUGUUUUCUUCCCCAUAGACACUGUUAAAACUCGACUACAGGCCAAGGGGGGAUUCUUCAAAAAUGGUGGAUAUCAUAAUAUUUACAAAGGUGUUGGAAGUGCCAUUAUAGCAUCUGCUCCUGGUGCAUCUCUUUUUUUUAUAACAUAUGAUUCUAUGAAAGAAUAUUCCAAACCAUGGAUUCAACGAUUUGAUAGAAUGCAACAUCAUGAACAAUUCUCUGAAACUUUAUCCCAUAUGUUGUCAUCCUCACUGGGAGAAAUUGCGGCGUGUACAGUAAGGGUACCAGCUGAAGUUAUCAAGCAAAGAACACAAACAGGUCUUACAAGCUCGUCAUAUAAUACUCUCUUGAUGCUUUUGAAGAACAAAAAUGGAGAAGGUGUCUUACGGAAUUUAUAUAGGGGUUAUAACACUACAAUUAUGAGGGAAAUUCCUUUUACUUGUAUUCAGUUUCCAUUGUAUGAGUUUUUCAAGAAGAAAUGGGCAUUAUAUCAAAGCAAGUCAAAUAUCUUAAAGCCAUGGCAAGGUGCAAUUUGUGGAUCCAUCGCAGGAGGUAUUGCUGCUGCUCUUACAACUCCUUUAGACUUUAUCAAAACUCGUUUAAUGCUAAGUGAUAAAAGCAUACCUGCAUUUCAAUUGACCAAAACUAUAUGGGUGGAAGAGGGUCCACUUAUUUUUUUUAGUGGUAUAGGUCCUAGAACAGUAUGGAUAAGCGCAGGAGGUGCUAUAUUUCUAGGCAUGUACGAAACUGUUAAAUAUAUUAUUACAAAAGAUCAUCUAUUAGCAUACUAG
Molecule: messenger RNA, 855 nt
Organism: Arxiozyma heterogenica
Lineage: Eukaryota; Fungi; Ascomycota; Saccharomycetes; Saccharomycetales; Saccharomycetaceae
Gene: PET8
Product: Pet8p
Exons: 1
Coding region: 1-855 (284 amino acids)
Biological process (GO): transmembrane transport
Cellular component (GO): mitochondrial inner membrane
Molecular function (GO): S-adenosyl-L-methionine transmembrane transporter activity
Source: RefSeq, a predicted model, not a curated record